Messenger RNA from Durusdinium trenchii, 977 nucleotides. The record is from the annotation of a GenBank genome assembly. Lineage: Eukaryota; Dinophyceae; Suessiales; Symbiodiniaceae.
GGUGGCGCGCAGAAUUCGGACUGUGUGAAGACUCAGGAAUCAAUGAACGUAAUGACUGCCGGGUGGAAUUGUUCAAUGAAUUUUGGAGGCCAUCGUUAUGAGGUUGGAGGCCAUUCCUAGUAUAGGUUAAGACUUCUUCAAAUGAACACUAGCGUUCAGGAAGGUUGAUCCCCCCAAAGGCUAGAUCUGCUAUGAAUUCGGAGCGUUGUGCAGGUGAGGGGAUUGAGCAUUCCACUUCAAGGCAUGUGGUUCUUUCUGCCUUCGGCUUGGGGAAGGGUGAUCCAGGAUUGGGAAGGCCCAGAGGGUUCACCCGCCCAGCAGAGUUUUUGGGUCUACCGUCUACCCGGGGGGCGCAUGCAGGUUCAAACCGAUCAGCACAUCGGUAGUACCGGUGACGUUUGGUAAAUGCAAGUGCCUCCUGAAGAGCGAAGAUACAAACUGAUAUACAGUAAACAAGUGCCUUACUAGUAGUAACAAGAAGCUAGUAGUAACAAGUGCCUUACUAGUAGUAACACGAAUUAUAUGAAUAACACCAGGUAUUUCCUUACACCCUACCAAUUUCUAGGUGUUGUUUUCGUAGGGUAUAUACCAUCGUAUACCUGUCUCUUCCAUACCUUUUCUGGUUUUCUCUUCUCUUCACCGAUCAAUGAGUGAGGCAAUGCACGGAUGAUCGAUAUGCCCUAUGGCCUGACGAACCCGGAAGCUGCUGAGAAGAACGACCUGGGAGCGGCUGGGGCCACCUUGGCGAUGGUGGGUGGAAAGACGCAGAUGAAGGCCAAGUUACCGGUCACCGUGUGGGGCCAGGCUGUGCAUGGCAUGUCCGGGACUUGGGCCUUCGACAGUGGUGGCUUGCAUUCCACCGACUAUGUCUACAAGGUCGAACAGCAAAAUGGUGCACCAGAUGACUACUACAUUUGUGAUAGUCGGCGCCGGCCGCAGCAUUGCGCUUUGCUUGGAGGGAACCUCAAGCAAGCAUG